Centruroides sculpturatus (bark scorpion) is the source of this 5726-nucleotide messenger RNA. RefSeq names its product 39S ribosomal protein L4, mitochondrial-like. Gene Ontology annotation, molecular function: structural constituent of ribosome. NCBI's taxonomy places the organism in Eukaryota, Metazoa, Arthropoda, Arachnida, Scorpiones, Buthidae. The coding region runs from base 99 to 992 and encodes 297 amino acids. Gene Ontology annotation, cellular component: ribosome. Gene Ontology annotation, biological process: translation. The transcript has a single exon. The record is from RefSeq and is a predicted model, not a curated record.
AGUAAUGGCGGCUGUUUUCUCUGUGCCGAUGUUAAAGUGAGUGCGAAGUGGUGAGGUAAUUUUUUGGUGAUCGGUUGGUAUUUUUAUAAUUAUUGAAGAUGUUACGUUUUCUAACGAAAACGGUGAAGCUAAACGACGGUCGUCUUUCUUCUAUUGUCUUCGGCCAGCACGUUAGAUUAGUUCAAACCGAUUCGUUACAGGUGCCGUCCGGGGUUCCACCAAUUCCCCCUCGUCCUGCCCUUCCUAUUAUAACGUCUCGUAAAUUACAGUAUCCUCCAAAAUAUACCAAACCUCGUCAAGCGUGGGUAGAGGGGCUCGAUACUUUAGAAAGUGUAAAAUUGGGUACGGUUGAUCUACAUCCGGAUGUAUUUGCCGUUCCACCCAGACUAGAUAUGCUACAGUUCAACGUCCAGUGGCAAAUGUUAUAUCGAAGAGUCGAUUGGAAGUGCGUGCGAACUAGAGCCGAAAUGCCGGGCGGAGGACGCAAACCCUGGCCCCAGAAAGGUCUGGGACGGGCCAGACACGGAAGUAUACGUUCGCCCCUUUGGAUAGGCGGCGGAGUGGCUCACGGACCCCGCGGACCCAAAACUCGUUUCUUUAUGCUGCCGUAUUUCGUCAGAGUGAAAGGUCUGGUCGUGGCACUUUCCGUGAAAUUUGCGCAGGACGACCUGAAGAUCGUCGACGGUCUGGACCUGCCCACGGACGAUCCGAAAUACCUGGAAGAGUUGGUGGAGCGUCGCCGCUGGGGACCCUCCGUCCUCUUCGUCGACGAUGCCGACGUCGUGCCGAGAAACGUCGGCCUGGCAGUCGACGGGAUCGGACAUUUAAACCUGAUGCCGGUCUACGGAGUUAACGUUUACAGUUUGUUAAAGCACGAAACCGUAGUUCUGACUCUUGCCGCUCUUGCAAAAAUUGAAGAACGUUUAUUAUUUAAUCUCAAUCGUUCCGACAUCUGUGACGUUCAAAAGAAAUAUGAGAAUCUUUUUCAUUAAUUUGGCUAUCUGUCGGACGUGACGAUGUCUAAAAGUACAUUAGACGACUAGUUAAUACCCUACGUAUGUAAUGUCUGACGAAAAUGUGUCGUUUUAAAGCGUCGAGUUGUUUUCCGACUCGAACGUAGGACAAACUACUUAAAUAACGACGAGUUUAGCAAUGUUUAAUAAAUAAUUUUUAAAGUGCAAGUUAAAAUGGAAAUGAUUUAUUAAUAUUGUUUAUAUCAUGGUUGGUAACUUAUGUGGACUUCUCUAAGUGAGACUUUACAUUUGCCGGGCGUCCUCGACUCUGUGCCAAAGACAUAAGUAAUCAUUAUAUAAGUUAAAAAAAAAAAAAAUACAGUUGUUGGUCCAAAGUAACUCGGAUUCUGCACUCCUGACUUUAAUUAUUUAAUAAUGCCAAUGAUUUGCAAAAAUUGGUGAAAAUUUAAAAUGAAGAAACAAAUAUUCUCCGAAACUAAUGUUUAAAAUUAAUACCUUCGUCUUUACCACGGGCAAUUAAAGAUGUUUACAUAACAUGAAGUAUUUUGCCAAUAUAAGAUUAUUUACUGAUAUAUUUCCAAUAAUAUUCUAUAACAAAAUUAAACUAUUUACUAAAUAUAUAUAAUACAUUAAUUCUAGAGUUAAUCCAAAAUUAUGGUUGAUAGAAAAUACCUAAAAAUUUAUUUUAUUCUUUUUUUUUAAUACAAGUUUAUCUUCUGUCGUUUUUGGUUUUUUCAAAAUCACUAAGGACAAAAGAUAAACAUCAGAGGACUACUAUCCCUGGAUCAAUAAUUCCUUUUAUUUAUUUUUUCGUAUGUGUAGGAAUGACCAACAAUCCUGGCAGGUACCAAUGAUAUCUAUGAAAAAUAAAUUCUUGCUUUUUUUUGUAAAAUCCAUUUACAUAAUUGAAAGACUAUAGUAAAACUUUUUACUGAAUAUCCUGAAUAGCCAAUAAUAAUAAUAAUUUUAUUAUUUUAAUAAAAACAAUUACUAUUUAAUAUGUUACUCUUAAAUAUCAACAUGAAAAUACUUGAAAGUCAAAAAUCAUUCUAAUAGUAAAAUUUAUACAUUUUGACCACAUUAUAAUAAAUCAUUGCACAUUAACUAAAAACUCUGGUGAAUACUAGAAUCUAUACACUACAGUGAAGUAUUCCUAUAUAGUUAGUAUAUUUCAGCUUUCUUGCUUUAUUCAUUUGCUACUAAAAGUAAUUACAGGAUUGUUCAAAAUCCACAUGUACUGUGAAAAAUAUCAUUUUACCUAUUAGAUGUGGAUUGUUCCAUUACUAGGUAAUUAAAAAAUAAUUCUUUGGUUCAGAAAAACAAAUUCCAAGUUUUGGUUGUUUGGGCUUAGUAUUUUUAAAAUAAAUUAUCCAUCUUCAGGUUGGUUCCUUUUGUGUUUGUUGUCUGUUUUAUUUUAUUUGCCUAAUAUGUAUUAAUUUUUUGCAAUCCUUUGCUCAAUAUUUCAUUUACAUAUUUUUACAUUUAUUUUCUUUUCUGCUUAUUUCUUUUAUCUACAAAAUAUAGUGACUCCAAAUGAGUUCUUACUACAGUUCUUAACAGAAAAAUUAAAAAUGAACAGAUUAAAGAAACUUUGACAAACUGGGACAACAGGGGGAAAGUAAAAAUUUUUUUAAAAAUGAGGAUGUAAUAUUUAGUCCCUUUUACAAGUAAAUUGAAAAGUCUCGAAGAACAGUUGAUAUCUACCCCAAAAUUUACAAAUAUUCAUAAACAAUUACAUAAAAUUAAAAAUACAUUACAUUAUACAUUAAAUACAAUAUAAAUUAAAACAAAAAAUUAUAGAAGUUCUUGGAAGAAAUUUGUUUUGAAGAACCAUUUUUCUUUGAUGAGCUUUGUUAACCACUUCUGACAAAAUAAUUAACCAUGCUGCAAUAUGUUUCAAAACAUUUCCUUUUUUAAGUUUGAAAUAACUCUUAACUAAGUCUUAACUAUAUUCAUAUAUAUUUACCAAUAUUUACAAAAAUAUAAUAAACAACAAAUAAAAAAUAUCCACAAAAUCAUAUGUUCUCUAAGCAUGUAAAAAUUUUUUUAACUUUCUGCUGCCCACUUAACUAUCAUCCAUUGUGAAUUUCUUAGUUGUCGUGUACCCAGUUUAUACAUGGGAAUCCACAUAUCAUCAAUUGCAAGUGUAUGUUCAAAGAGUUUCUUACCUUCUGUAAUUGAAGUAAAAUUUGUUUGAUAUGCUGCAGUCUGGUUCAAGUUUUGAUCCUUUGUCAGUUCAUAUGGAAUCCAGGUUUUGUGCACUUUGUUGAGACCAAGUUUUUUUUUAAUGUAAACCAAAUCAUUUUGCAUGGAAUGCCAGUUGUUGCCUCAAUAGUUUGCAGACUCCAGUCCUAGAUUUCCUCAAAAGUUCCUUGUUGUUCUUGAUGUGAUUCUCUUCCUGUUGAGGUCACUUCUGUUCCUUCCUUAUGUCUUUUUGAUAUUCACUCUACCAUCUUUAAUUUGAGCAACCCAUCGAUGUGUAGUGCUGGCUAGAUGGCAUGACAACCUAAUGCUUUUCUUUGGUUUCUGUUAAUAUCGGCUGCUGACCAGUCGAGUAGGACGUUAAACUUCAGAAAAAGCCAUUGUUGAUAAUCAUCCAUUCAGUUUUGAAGUUCUAGACAAUUCAUUUUUAUUCACUAUUCAAAUAUUUUAAAUUAACUAUUUUGCAUACACUAUAAGUUGUUUCAACAAACACGUGUGAGAUUUGAUUGUUAUAGUAAAAUCACAGAACUGCUAUUGGAAUGCUUAUACUAUGUUCCAGUAACCCUAAUAUAAAAAAACAACAAUCAAAGAUAUAUCCUGUGUAAACUCAUACAAAUCAUUAAUACCUGAUUUAUCCAAUUCUAUUCCCUUUGCCAACAACAAAUUGCUAUUUUUCUUCAGAAAAUUUGACAUGCCAUUGUCAAAAUCUUGCAAAGUCUUGACUCUACCAUCCAUCUUUUAUAAGAAAAUUAAACUUACAGAUAGUAGCAUUUUCUUUCAUACUUUUUCAUUAAUUCAUCAAAAUAAAUAUAUGUCCAGCCAAUUAUAUUCCUCAACAUUAAAACCAAUUCCUAAAAACAGAACACAUUUAUUAUCUGCUAUGUUAAAAAUAUUCAAAACAUGCAUGUACAACCAGAUAUACACACAAAUAAUCAGUAAAAUAUUUUCUAAAUUGUGGCCUACCUCAUCAUUCUAGUCAUUAACCUUCUAAAUCAAUGAUUCCCAAACUUUUAUGAGCCAUUGUUUCCUUGGUUCCAUAAACUUAUACCUAAUGUCCCCUAAACUAUUUUCCCUUGUGUGAGAAAAUCUCUGAAAUAUUCUUAGAAAAACUUUCUAUGAAUCUCACACUCUGUGUCCGUACCGUAAAUUGUUUUGCACAUCUGGAAACCUAUAAACACAAUAUUUCUUCUUAUAAAUUUAUUUAAUAAAGGAAAGAGAAAGGUUGUCAGUGACUUAACCCUUGCCUGAGAUCACUAUUAGGUCAGUACUCUGCCUCCAGUGCUCCCUGCUGCCCAUCUGCUUCUUUUUCACUCCUAGAUUUAUGGCAGUAGCUCCCACUUUGGGAACCACUGUUCUAAAUAUUUAAAACAAAAGCAAAAUAAAAUACUUCAAGAAAAAAUUACCCACUUACAUAGUUUAUCCAGACAUGUCCCAAGCUAAUGACUCUCUUCUACCACACAAGCUAUUAGACAUCCUGAACAAUAAUUUUGAUCUGAAUCUAAUAAGUCAUGGUUAAAUAAUUAUUACAUAUUACAUACUGAUAAAAUAAAAAUUAAUGGCUUACUUUUAAGACUUCUCAUCAACUAGGAUUCAGCAAAGUUUAGCACUUUACUUUUUAUAGCAUACAUCAACAAUACUGUACUUUGAAAUGGCUUAUUUCUCUUACACUGAUGGUAUUAACAUUAUAAAUAAUUACCCAAAUUUGUACAAUAUAACCUAGAUAAAUUUUUGGAUAGAUUCCAUGAUCUUAAUCUCGUCAUUAAUCUAAACAAGACUGUAACCAUGUAUUUUGUCUUGUUAAGAUCCCAUCCUGAUUUUUCAUUAAAAAUUUACAACUUUAUAAUCAUAAUUGUACUUUUGUCAAUGUAGUUAAUUAAUGACUUAGGUAUUAUUGUCAAUGAUAAACUUGUUUAUAUUGAUAAAAUAAUAAAAAGUUUGGCAAUAUUCAGACAUUAGCUCCACAGUAUUGUAAACACUGAAGAAACUAAAUGCAUUUUAUCCAAACUUUUCUUAUGUGCCGUUUAUUUAAACAAUUUUCAUUGAUUAUGGUCUCCUAAAAGCAUUGAAGAAAUUUCUAAAUCAUCUGUGUUAAACUCACCUUUUAUCAAUUCUCUUGAAAUUGCUUAUAUACAAUGUGAUGUCUCAAACAUUCAUGAUAUUUGCAUAUUAUGAAGAAUUUUAACAUAUAAAUUUUUUAAUGGAUUAGUUUCCCUGAACAUUUUACUUUAUGUAUAUUUAAUUUUGUUACUCAUAAUAAUUAAUUCUUGCUUUAAUAUACCCCAAUAAACAAUGAGGGUCCUUACAUACAAUUUUUGCUUGUUACAAUGUCCAAUGAGCAUAGCCAUGCAUUUUCUGUGUAAACAGUAAAGAUAUCCUUGCUGGCAGGCAAUCAAGAGGAGAGGGAUAGAAAUUUUUCCCCAGGCCUGGAGAAAAUUAAGGGCCUUGAUAGUUCUUACCUCUUAAUUAAUGUUAAUUUUUCUGACAAAAAAUAAAAUUGUUUAAGUCUGCUUUUAUUAAUUAUUAAGAAUUUAAUUUAAUUAUUUAAUUAAU